Messenger RNA from Diaporthe citri, 294 nucleotides. RefSeq lists its product as uncharacterized. NCBI's taxonomy places the organism in Eukaryota, Fungi, Ascomycota, Sordariomycetes, Diaporthales, Diaporthaceae. Bases 1 to 294 code for a protein of 97 amino acids. Gene Ontology annotation, molecular function: hydrolase activity, acting on carbon-nitrogen (but not peptide) bonds. The transcript has a single exon. The record is from RefSeq and is a predicted model, not a curated record.
AUGGCAGUAGAGCUCGAGUAUGCUGUCAAGGCUGGUCUCAGUAACCUCGCGGCGAUCAAGGCGGCCACGGCCAACGGUCCCCUCACCAUAGGCGCACAAGCGCCCAAGACUGGGCAACUCAAGGUUGGCUACGAGGCGGAUGUGCUUGGUCUCACAUCCAAUCCGGUUGAAGACGUCCGCGUUCUGCAAGACAAGGACAAUAUCAAAUGGGUCUGGAAAGGAGGCAAGAUAUUCAAAGGCCCGGGUGUAGGUCCCUGGGGGGAAGACAAGUGGUGGGGAGACGACUGGAGCUAA